CGAAGAUGAAGGUGGCGGUGAUCGGAGCUGGGAUCAACGGUCUGAUUUCUGCUUAUGUUGUAGCCAAAGCUGGAGUAGAGGUGGUGUUGUUUGAGAAGGAAGAGUACUUAGGCAGCCAUCAUUUUAGAACAAUAAAUUUUGAUGGCUUUGAUUUGGACCUCGGCAUCAUGCUCUUCAAUCCAGUAAGACAUCCAAAUACAAUGGCAUUAUUAGAGGAUUUAGGAGUUGAAGUGGAAGCAUCAAAUAUGUCAUUCUCGAUAAGUAUAGACAAAGGAAGAGGCUAUGAAUGGGGCACUCAAAAUGGUGUUUCAAGUCUUUUUGCGCAAAAAAAGAAUAUUCUUGACCCAUCUUUUUGGCAAAUGAUUCGAGAAAUAGCCAAAUUUAACGACGAAGUUACCGAAUAUCUUAAAGCAAUGGAAAACAAUGAAGGAUUGGAACAAAAUGAAACGUUGGGACAAUUUCUGAAGUCAAGGCACUAUUCCAAUGUUUUUCAAACUGCUUUCCUUCUUCCGAUGUGUUGUUCCAUUUGGUUAAACCCUAUAGAAAAAGUUGUCAACUUUUCAGCUGUCUCAGUGUUUUCGUAUCUUCAACAUCAUUUUCUGCUUCAGUUAUUUGGUCAUCCACAAUGGCUUACUGUCAAAUCGAGUUCGAAUGCUUAUCUAAAGAAGCUACAAAAAGCACUUGAGAGUGCAGGAUGUCAAAUAAGAACUUGCUCCAAAGUUAAUUCCAUCUCAACUACCAAAGAUGGAUGCAUUGUAAGCUAUGGGCUCCAUUGUGAAGAAAUAUUUGAUCAAUGUGUGAUAGCAACUGAUGCCUAUGAUGCAUUAAGCAUAUUAGGAAAUGAAGCAACACAGAAAGAAACAAGAGUACUUGGGGCUUUCCAUUACGUUUUUAGUGAUAUGUUUCUUCACCGUGACAAAAAUUUCAUGCCCCAAAACCUAAACGCAUGGAGUGCAUGGAACUUUCUUGGAAACAAUACAAAUAAUUAUGAAGUGUGUUUGACAUAUUGGAUUAAUGUAAUUCAGAAUAAUCUAGGAGAAAAGAGUCCUUUUUUUGUAACUAUUAAUCCAGAACAAGAGCCAAGAGACAUCUUGUUUAAAUCCUCAAUUGGCCAUCCAAUUCCAUCUCUUAGUGCAUUCAAAGCCUCAAACGAGCUUGAUAGUAUUCAAGGCAACAGACAUGUUUGGUUUUGUGGAUCAUAUUUAGGUUCUGGCUCACACGAAGAUGGGUUAAAGGCCGGUACCAUAGUAGCACAAAAACUUCUUGGAAAAAAUCUCUCUCUUUUGAGUAGUAAUCCAAAUCAUAUGGCGCCUUCUUUGGUAGAAACCGGAGCACGUUAUCUAGUCACUAGAUUUUUUGCACGAUAUAUAACUAUCGGAUCCUUAACUAUAAUGGAGGAAGGUGGUAGAAUAUUUACCUUUAAUGGAAUUGAUCACAAAUUCCUUCCAAAUGUUGUUUUGAAAGUUCACAACCCCAAUUUUUAUUGGAAGAUUAUGACAAGAGCUGAUAUAGGGCUUGCAGAUGCAUAUAUUGAUGCAGAUUUUUCUUUUGUCGAUAAGAACGAAGGUCUUCUUAAUCUUGUUCAGAUUCUCAUAGCUAAUAGAGAUGCAAACUCUUCGAUUGCAAAACUAAAUAAGAAAAGGGGAUGGUGGACACCUCCAUUAUUCACAGCUAGUAUUGCCUAUGCAAAGUAUUUCUUUCGACAUACUUUAAGACAAAAUACUAUUACUCAAGCUCGAAGAAAUAUCUCUCAACACUAUGAUUUGAGCAAUGAGCUAUUUUCUCUUUUCUUGGAUGACACAAUGACAUACUCAUGCGCUAUCUUUAAGAGGGAAGAUGAAGAUUUGAGGGUUGCACAACUUAGAAAAAUUUCUCUUCUUAUAGAAAAGGCAAAAAUUGAUAAGAACCAUCAUGUCCUAGACAUUGGGUGUGGCUGGGGAAGCCUUGCUAUUGAACUUGUCAAACAAACUGGAUGUCACUGUACCGCCAUUACUUUGUCUAAAGAACAACUAAAAUAUGCUGAACAGAAAGUCAAAGUUCUUGGCCUUCAGGAUAACAUCAAAUUUCAUCUUUGUGAUUAUCGACAAUUGCCAAAUACUCACAAAUACGAUAGAAUUAUAUCAUGCGGGAUGCUGGAAUCUGUUGGACACGAAUUUAUGGAAGAUUUUUUUGGUUCAUGUGAAUCCGUAUUAGUAGAAAAUGGUCUUCUAGUUCUACAGUUCAUAUCGAUGCCGGAUGAUCGUUAUGAUGAGCAUCGACUAAGUUCAGAUUUUGUGAGGGAAUAUAUAUUUCCAGGAGGAUGUCUUCCAUCACUAAGUAGGGUAACAACUGCCAUGGCUAAAGCAUCUAGAUUUUGUGUGGAACACUUGGAAAAUAUUGGUAUUCAUUACUAUCAAACAUUGAGGUGUUGGAGAAAGAAUUUUGAAAUGAAUAAGAGGAAGAUACUUGAACUCGGUUUUGAUGAAAGUUUUAUAAGGACUUGGGAAUAUUAUUUUGAUUAUUGUGCUGCUGGUUUUAAAUCUCGCAUUAUCGGAGAUUAUCAGAUAGUAUUUUCAAGGGCUGGUAAUGUUACAACAUUCAACAAUCCAUACAAAGGAAUACCUUCAGCAAAUUCACUUUCUUAAUUUACUCCUCAGUACAUUAUAAUAAUCUCUCACAAACUUCAAGUGCUACAAACAUUUCUCCCUUUUUAUAUAUUAAAAUUAAACUUUGGCUAA
This is a messenger RNA of Cucumis melo (muskmelon), 2717 nucleotides long. RefSeq lists its product as uncharacterized. Gene Ontology annotation, molecular function: methyltransferase activity; oxidoreductase activity. The coding region runs from base 6 to 2624 and encodes 872 amino acids. The transcript has 24 exons. Lineage: Eukaryota; Viridiplantae; Streptophyta; Magnoliopsida; Cucurbitales; Cucurbitaceae. The record is from RefSeq and is a predicted model, not a curated record.